AUGAAGCAGCUCAUCGACGGGCUGCGACGAGCAUCAGUCUUGCUGAUAAUUCCAUACAGGGCAAGUUUUCCUAAGCGCUCGAUCGCUAACAGUGUAGCAGCGUACAUAAAGACAAACACAACCUGUUCUAUCUUGCAAACAUCAGUGACCUCGCGGUGUGUGAAAAUGUUGGAUCAAAGGAAGAUCUUUACUGCUGAUUUCUUCUUCAGGCAGCUGUUUGAUGAACAAUCGCAUACCUACUCGUACCUGCUAGCGGAUAUUGAUACGAAACAGGCCAUUUUGAUUGAUCCAGUUUUGGAACAAGCAAAGAGGGAUGCCCAGUUGAUUGAGGAGCUUGGAUUCACGUUAAAAUAUGCAUUGAACACCCACAUGCACGCGGAUCAUGUCACCGGCACGGGUUACUUGAAGCAACUGCUCCCGGGCACUGUCAGUGUAAUAUCGCAAAACAGCGGAGCGAAGGCCGACAAACAUUUGGAAGACAAUGAAACGAUCAUGUUUGGGCGGCAUGAGCUACGUGCUUUGUGCACACCCGGUCAUACUAAUGGCUGCAUGACGUUCGUGAUCGACGAGCAGGGCAUCGCUUUUACUGGAGAUACACUACUCAUACGCGGCUGUGGACGAACGGACUUUCAAGAGGGUGAUUCAAGAACGCUCUAUCAUUCCGUACAUGACCGUAUUUUUGCACUUCCGGAUAAUUAUCGACUCUUCCCUGCUCAUGAUUAUAAAGGCAACAUGGAAACAACAGUCGCUGAAGAAAAAAAGUUCAAUCCACGACUGACAAAGGAUGUUGACGCAUUUGUAGAAUUGAUGAACAAUCUGAACUUGCCUUAUCCCAAAAUGAUCGAUAAAGCGGUACCUGCAAAUCGUGAAUGCGGCUUGUACGAUAUACCGAAGGCAGUUUAAAAUGUCUAUGAAUGCGGCCAUUGCUGUGUCCGUUUGAAAGAUAAACGUAUUAGAAGAACAAGCAUGGAAAUGGGUUACAUCGAGAAUAUUUUAUUUUGCUACAAUGUAUUUGAAUAU
Molecule: messenger RNA, 1020 nt
Organism: Anopheles nili
Lineage: Eukaryota; Metazoa; Arthropoda; Insecta; Diptera; Culicidae
Product: persulfide dioxygenase ETHE1, mitochondrial
Exons: 5
Coding region: 1-903 (300 amino acids)
Biological process (GO): hydrogen sulfide metabolic process; glutathione metabolic process
Molecular function (GO): sulfur dioxygenase activity
Source: RefSeq, a predicted model, not a curated record